Gastrolobium bilobum is the source of this 1761-nucleotide messenger RNA. Its product is annotated as magnesium transporter MRS2-1-like. Gene Ontology annotation, biological process: transmembrane transport; magnesium ion transport. The record is from RefSeq and is a predicted model, not a curated record. Gene Ontology annotation, cellular component: membrane. Gene Ontology annotation, molecular function: magnesium ion transmembrane transporter activity. Lineage: Eukaryota; Viridiplantae; Streptophyta; Magnoliopsida; Fabales; Fabaceae. The transcript is spliced from 5 exons. The coding region runs from base 296 to 1633 and encodes 445 amino acids.
CCUUAAUUUAGAUUUGUUCUUCUUUAGAAAGUUCUAAAUUUAGAUUUGGCACUUAAGAACGAGUUAUUAUCAGAGGUAAUAAAUUUAGCUUUUUGUUCAAAGCUUGUGUGUGUGUCCAUGAUGCUAUUGAACAAUAUAAGGGAAUAUUCUUUACUUGAUGCAUGGGUGAGCCACAAAGUUUAGAUGCUAGAUAGAUACGUGGUUAAAAAAAUGAAUAAAGUGAUGAGGUUGUGGCUAAUGCUCUUUUUUAAGUUAUAUGGUUUCAGCAUUAAUUGCCAAAUAGCAAACUUAGACAAUGGGAGAUCUGAAAGAGAGGCUUCUGCCACCAAAACCUGCAUCAGCUGUUAACCUAAGAGAGUUAUCAAAUCGACCAUCUUCAUCUGGAAGACAAGUGUUUCAAGGAGUUGAUGUUGUUGGGCUUAAGAAGAGAGGUCAAAGUCUCAGGUCAUGGAUUCGAGUUGACACGUGUGGUGACUCUCAGAUAAUUGAGGUAGACAAGUUUACUAUGAUGAGACGUUGUGAUCUUCCUGCACGUGAUCUUCGACUACUUGAUCCUCUCUUUGUUUAUCCAUCAACUAUACUUGGUAGAGAAAAGGCCAUUGUUGUAAACCUUGAACAGAUACGUUGUAUUAUUACAGCUGAUGAAGUUCUUCUCUUGCAUUCCCUUGAUAGUUAUGUGUUGCACUAUGUGAUGGAGCUUCAACGAAGACUCACAACAACUGGGGUUGUUGGUGAGCUCUGGCAGUUAGACAGUUCUGAUAUGAACCGUAGGAGAGGAAGUAGGGAUUUUGAAAAUGUCUUUAGCAACACAUCCCCUGAUUAUUUGCCUUUUGAGUUUAGGGCUCUUGAAGUUGCACUCGAGGCUUCAUGCACAUUUCUUGACUCUCAGGCAGCUGAGUUAGAAAUUGAAGCUUAUCCGUUGUUGGAUGAACUAACAUCUAAAAUCAGUACUCUAAAUUUGGAACGUGCUCGUCGGUUAAAAAGCAGACUUGUUGCUCUCACUAGAAGGGUUCAGAAGGUUAGAGAUGAAAUAGAACAGCUUAUGGAUGAUGAUGGUGAUAUGGCUGAAAUGUAUCUAACUGAAAAGAAAAGACGAAUGGAGUUGGCAUCUAAUGGAGAUCAGUGUUUGUCUGGUAAUAAAUCAACUGAUGGUGUAUCCAUGUCUGCUCCAGUUUCUCCUGUUUCAUCUCCUCCUUCCUAUGCUAGGAAGCUUGAAAAGAACUUGAGUAUUGCUAGGAGUCGACAUGAUAGCGUGAAGAGUUCUGAAAGUUCUACAGAAAAUAUAGAAGAGUUUGAAAUGUUGCUAGAAGCAUACUUUGUAGUAAUUGAUAGCACCCUAAACAAGUUGACAUCGUUGAAAGAAUACAUUGAUGAUACAGAAGAUUUCAUUAACAUUCAACUGGAUAAUGUACGUAAUCAGCUCAUCCAGUUUGAGCUUUUACUCACGACUGCAACAUUUGUUGUUGCCAUCUUUGGCGUUGUGGCAGGAAUAUUUGGGAUGAAUUUUGAAAUUCCAUUAUUUAAGGUCCCCUCAGCAUUCCAGUGGGUCCUUGUAAUUACAGGAGUUUGUGGACUCUUAAUAUUUUGUGCGUUUGUGUGGUUCUUCAAAUACAGAAAACUCAUGCCCCUGUAGAAGCAAUACCUCCAUCAAGAAGACAAUUGCACCUUUGCUGUUGAUAUUGAUAAUUUGCAUUUGGUAUGCAAUGAUAAAUUUCAGAAGAAAAGUUAGCUCAUAUCUAGAUCAAUUCUUUCAGUUCAAUU